Molecule: messenger RNA, 3220 nt
Organism: Chironomus riparius
Lineage: Eukaryota; Metazoa; Arthropoda; Insecta; Diptera; Chironomidae
Source: the annotation of a GenBank genome assembly
UUAAAACCGUAAUAACUGCGCUGUAAUCAUCGAACAUCAUUUAACAUUUCAAUCCACAAAGAGUGAUUUCGUCAGCAACACAUUUACUUGCGGUGAUUUACUAUUUUAGUCAAAUUUUUGUAAUUUAUUGAAUUAAAAUGUCGAGGAAGCAGCAAGAGUGGAAUUCACCUGACGAUACGAUCCCUAAACUAAGGCUAUACAAUAGUCUGUCAAGGAAGAAGGAGAUCUUUAAUCCACAGGAUAGAAAACUUGUAAAAUGGUAUUCAUGUGGUCCAACAGUGUAUGAUGCAAGUCAUAUGGGUCACGCUCGUACUUAUAUAUCGUUUGAUAUUCUCCGUCGUGUUCUUGCUGACUAUUUCGGCUAUCAAAUUUACUUUGUGAUGAAUAUUACUGAUAUUGAUGAUAAAAUUAUAAGACGUGCAAGGCAAAACUUCCUGUUUGAAGAGUAUAUCAAGAAAAAUGUUUCACUAGAGGAAUUUAUCGAGAAUGUCAAUACGUCAAUGGAAAUAUUUCGUAAUAAAAAGGCCGAAAAUAAAGAUCCAGAUAAGGCAAUUAUGAUGGAUAGGAUUUUAACAGGCGUAGAAGAAGCUGAAAACAAUUUACGUAAAGCAGUCGAGUCUGCGAAUGAAGAGGAAAUUCCAAAAGCUAGAUUACAUUUGCAAGAAGCAGCAAAAUCGCCUGUAAGUGACUGGCUAGAUUCUCAAUUUGGUGCUACAGUUAGAGACAAGAAGAUCUUUGAGACACUCACAAGAUUCUGGGAAAAUGAAUAUAAUGAAGACAUGGAAGCGUUGAAUAUAUUGCCACCAAACGUACUGACAAGAGUUACUGAAUAUGUUCCUGAAAUUAUAACAUUUAUCCAAAAAAUCAUCGCUAAUGGCUAUGCUUAUGAAUCAAAUGGUUCAGUUUAUUUCGAUGUCGCUAAAUUCGACUCUGCAAAGCAACAUUAUUAUGCUAAACUAGUUCCUGAAGCUUUUGGAGAUACAGCACAGCUGCAAGAAGGAGAAGGUGAUUUGAGUGGAGAUCGUGGAACUGAAAAGAGAUCACCAAAUGAUUUUGCUUUAUGGAAGAAUAGUAAGGAAGGAGAACCAGCUUGGGAAAGUCCAUUCGGACUUGGACGACCUGGAUGGCAUAUUGAAUGCUCUGCAAUGGCUGCAGAAAUCUUUAAAGGCGAUUUGGACAUUCACACUGGAGGAGUUGAUUUAAAAUUCCCGCAUCACGACAAUGAAAUUGCGCAAAGUGAAGCUCAUUAUGAUAAUGGUGGAUGGGUCAAGUACUUCCUUCAUACUGGCCACUUGACAAUCUCUGGAUGUAAAAUGUCAAAGUCAUUGAAGAAUUUCAUUACAAUAAGGGAAGCUUUGAAGCAACAUACAGCAACACAAAUUCGUUUUGCAUUCUUAUUACAUUCAUGGAAGGACACACUUGAUUAUAGUGCAAAUACAAUGGAAAUUGCUGUAAGAUAUGAGAAGCUUCUUAAUGAGUUCUUCCUGAAUGUCAAGGACUUGGUACGUCAGUAUAAGACUAAGGAAAUGAAAAAGUAUACCGAGCGUGACUUAGAUUUGAGUAACAAAUUCUAUGAGACGAAAAAAUCCGUUCAUGCUGCAUUGUGUGACAAUAUUGAUACGAAAUCAGCACUUGAUUCAAUCCGUGAAAUAAUUUCAAAUGCUAAUAUUUACAUCCGUGACAUUCAGUCUGCUGUUAAUGCUCAGUUGCUUGAAGAAAUUGCCAUUUACAUUACAGAACUUCUUCAAAUUUUCGGAGCAAUUUCCAAUAAGAAUAAAAAGUUUAUUGGAUUUCCAGCAAAAUCAGACGACGGCGAGAGUGAAAAUAAGGAAGAAAUUCUAAUUCCAUAUUUAGCAGCACUAGCUGAUUUCCGUAAAGUCGUACGUGAAAGUGCAUUGGAAGUAAAAGCUACAAAAAUCCUUCAAUUAUGCGACGAGUUGCGUGACGAAAUUUUACCAAACUUGAGUGUUCGUUUAGAAGACAAAGAAGGCAAGUCAGUUAUAAAGCUCGUCGAUCGUGAGACAUUAAUGAAAGAAAGGGACGAAAAGAAGAAACGUGAGGAUCAAAAGAAGGCAGAACAGCUUGCAAAGGCUGAAGCUCAACGUCAAAAAGACAAGGAACGUGAAGAACAGCGUAAAAUUGAUCCAAAAGACAUGUUCAAGUCACAAAUGGAUAAAUAUUCAGCAUUUGAUAAUGAAGGCUUGCCAACGCACGAUAAUGAAGGCAAGGAGAUCAGCAAAGGACAACAGAAGAAACUGAAAAAGUUACAGCAACAGCAAGAAGUCAAAUACUCGGAAUAUCUCAAAUCAGUCACGAAUUGAUAAUUAAAAAGCAUUUACACAAUGCCUGUAUUAUUUGGUUGAUUAACUGGUGGCUGUGCUCGACUCAUGAAAUUUCUCAACAAUUCUCGUUGUCCGAAUGCCUUAACACCGUCUUUUAAGUUACUUCCAAAUUUACAUUUUAUAUAUCCAUGAAGAUUAGCUCCACUCAACGUCAAUGCGAUCAUGACAAGAACAAGCCACUUAAAUUUAAGUCCAAAUAGUGCCACGAUGAAGAAAAAUGUCCAUAAAAUAGGAACGACUGCAAGGGCCAGCCAAAAUAUUCUCGAUUCUCUUGGAUUGUGUCGAUUUAAUUGCUGUGCUUUGUCCUGCAAAAGGUUCGUAACCAUUAGAAAAUGUUUUUUAUCGCAUAGGAAGUUUGUUUGCCGGCUGUUUAGUGACAAUAGUAUAAAAUAUUUGAUAAUGUGAAUAUCAUGACGUCGCUAGUUUGCAGUCAUUUUACAAGACUGGAACAUAGAAACACAAUUAUGUAUUAAACGGGUUUUCAGAAUUUGAACUUUUGAAAACCAUACAAAUUUUUAAAACUCGCAUUUGUAUGGUUUUGAGAAAGUUUUAAUUCCUAAAAUCCGCUGGAAACCAAAAAUUUAUGAUGAGCAGACAGAAGAUUCAGUAAGCAACAAAAUCAUGGCAUUCAACAGCCAAUUGGCAAGACUCACCCUAGAUUCAUAGACCCAAAUGGAUUUUCCAUCGUCAUCAAUAUAAUUCCACCAUCUAAGACCUACUAAUAUCCUUCCUGUAAUGUUUUUAACUGUCCAAAAAUCAGCCGAAAGCAGCAGGACUAUAAAUACGAAACUUGUUAUAAAACUAUCGGUAAAUAACGAUGAAAAUAGAUAAAAGACUACGGCUAAAGAUCUGAAAAUGACAUGGAAAAAUGUGACGUA